Molecule: messenger RNA, 2902 nt
Organism: Paecilomyces variotii
Lineage: Eukaryota; Fungi; Ascomycota; Eurotiomycetes; Eurotiales; Thermoascaceae
Product: putative transcription factor TFIIIC complex subunit Tfc6
Exons: 2
Coding region: 283-2553 (756 amino acids)
Biological process (GO): transcription by RNA polymerase III
Cellular component (GO): transcription factor TFIIIC complex
Molecular function (GO): protein binding
Source: RefSeq, a predicted model, not a curated record
CAUCGAGAGGGUGUUGCAUUGCUAUAACACCUUGGACGCAAGUCAAAUGGACAUUGUGUUGUCCGUCUCAAUGAAUACUCUAGUAUAGAAGCAGACUUGAUCUGAGAUCGGCAGCGAUCUUGUUUUCUCUUUGCAGUUGUUCGUGUCCAUCCCUGGGGUAUGCGAUGGUCUUGUUUUUCUGGGGAUAUAAGCGAUUCUCUCUUUCGUAUCUAAUCGAAUCUUUCAGAGCAAGUGUCGCGCAUCGUAUGUGCGUGAGGUAGGUUUGACGUGUCCUGACUCCAAAUGGCUCGCGCGCGCAGAUCUGGUCGCCUAUCUGGUGCAAGAACCAAAUAUACGGAUGAUCCGUUCGAACUCGCCGGAAUCAGCGGAGAGUCUGGCUCCGAGGACCAAGAGAAGAGGUCAGCGAGUAAAGGAGAAAGGAGGGCAGCGCGAGAUGACUCUUCAGAUGAAGACUUUGCCGAAUCGGGAGACGAUGUUGAAAACUAUGAAGAUGAGGAGGACGACGACAAUACAGAGGCCGAUGUUGGGACCUCACCUCCUGGAACUGAAGUGUUCGACGAAGACGAAGAAAUGAUUGAUGGUGAUGAGAGACCUGUUCGAAAAGUGGUCUCAGCGAGGAACUUUCGAUCGAAGAAGAGGAAACCAGAUGGCGCAGUCGAUGUUCGCCCAGAAGAUACGCAUUCUCGCGGUAUCUGGAACGCUACCGAGCACGUUGGCAAGUCUACCCAUAUCAAGUUGGUUUUCGGAACAGACGAUCGUGACCGUCUGGCAAUGGCGUAUGCCAGAGAUCGAUGGUUUCGUGGUAUUGACUCUGGUUUUCCAACUCGCACGUCUUUGGAUGAAGCCCAGACGAUGUCCAGUUAUGGAUACGGGCCUACAUUCGGUAUCCACCCAGAUGAUGCAGAAAGAGAGGCAACUACUGGGUGGGACUGGUAUUACCAGGAAGAUAUUGGUGGGAGAUUCCGAAAAAGACAGCGCGUUGAGAAGAUCCAGGAGGAGGAUGCGCGGAGCCAAUAUCUACCGCGCGCAGGUCAACGGAAACACACUGUUAUGGUUGGUCCGACCGAUGCCAGGAAGACAUACGAGUUGGGACAGUUCGAGGUACUUAAUUUCGGUGAUGCAUGGGGUGAAGCCAAAGCUCGGAACAAGAAAGGAGCAGCAACUUCCGAAGAUUCUGAAUCUCGAGCGUCUUCUUCCCGCGCAUCAGCCGCUUCUGACAAAUCUUCUGGGAAGAAGAAGAUGAGAGAAGGGUGGAUUCUUAAUCUGGGGAAUAAAAUCCAAUGUCUGGCCUGGGCACCGAACCAAUCUGGUCUCACACAAUAUCUGGCUAUUGUUGUGCCCAUAACUCAGGAACAGAAGGACGCAUAUCCCAAACCAACAGAGCCAAAGGGUGCCCCAGCGUUUACACCUUCAGAGGGAACACCUGCGGCCUUGCAGAUUUGGGCGUUCAAGGCCAGGAAAGGUGAUUCAUUUACAAGGGAACUUGACACGAGUGUACGACCUAAGCUGCGGAUGGUUAUAUGUACCGAUUGGGGCGAUCUAAGGCGCAUACACUGGUGUCAGAUGCCACGCCAGAGCAGGGAGGAAGAUGAUGAAGACGUCUCUAAGAACCUUGGGCUUCUGGCCGGCGUAUGGGCGGACGGUAGGGUAAGAGUACUUGAUAUCAAGCUGAGUCGGAAUCCAGAUUCGACCGAAUUCUACAAGAUGCAUUCGCCCGCCUUUGAGUCGAAGCCUCCUUCAACGAUCUGUACAUGUAUGACUUGGUUGUCUCCUACGGAUAUUGCUGUCGGUUGCGCAAAUGGUUUCCUCGCAGUAUGGAGCAUCUUGCCCGCCCAGGAUGAAAAGCCGGGGACGGAAGCGCUGCCUUACAUCUACCAGCGGUAUCAUACAACUUACGUUCUGAGCGUCGACUCCGCCUAUCCAACACAUGCACAUCUCGUGGCGACCACGUCCAUGGAUGGAGAGACACGACUAUCGUCUCUUCUGGACCAUCAAAAGGAUACGGUAGAGACCACCCGAAUGCGGAUGGGCUCCGCACAGCUCUCAUACUCUCCGUUCCUUCAAGCUUUCUUCUCGAGUGACGAGAAUGAUUUCGCACGGCUGCUGGCUGUCCGACGCUUCUUUUCAACGACAGCUGUAGCAAGAUUGCCCAGUACUGUGACUGCGCUGGCGCAAUGCAGCUCUUGGCACCCAUCUGCCUUGUUGGGAUGCGCGAGCGGCUCUGUGAUUGCCGCAAAUCCGUUGAGAAGACUGCUCUAUGCCAAAGAGAAGCAUUGGCAACAAACCUGGUUUGCACACGAAUGGGUGUCUGGCAAAAGCGACGAUAGCUCGGGUAUCAGUAGGUUCCACGAUGGAUUCAAAGCCGAAAGCGUUAGUCUGCUUCGAAACUUGAUGGGAGACCGAAAAUUAAUCAAUGGAACAAUGAUCAUCACGAUCUACGAUGAGCCUACGCACGUCACGGCAUUAUCUUGGAAUCUCAACCAGAGAUGCGCUGGAUGGGCCAGUGCAGGGAUGGGGUGCGGGCUGGUUAGAGUAGAAGAUCUCGCAAUGUGAUUUCUUUUUGGAACAGUGUUUAUUGCUCAGUUUCACAGAAGUCUCGAUUUCAGAGUAAUAAUUCCAGGACGGUAGAGGCCUUCCAGGCCCUGUGUCGAUGGAGCGGUGGCUGUAGGGAUUUCACCUGCCUUGCAGGUUUGGAGAACUCAGGACGGCAGAAAGCGGGGUCCCUUUGGGGUUAUUAUAGUAGCAGAUGAUGUCAAGUCUUAACUACCUAGUUAGUCUAGAAGAUAGUUACUAAUUUAGUCUAUCUAGACAACUCAGCGUGAUGGAAGAGCGAGCUGUCUGGAGAUGAUUUUCAGGGGCGCAGCUGUCGGUGUCCAGCCACACUUUAAAUCGCCGCCACAGC